Molecule: messenger RNA, 2202 nt
Organism: Styela clava
Lineage: Eukaryota; Metazoa; Chordata; Ascidiacea; Stolidobranchia; Styelidae
Product: nucleotidyltransferase MB21D2-like
Source: RefSeq, a predicted model, not a curated record
AUCCAAAAGUGGGGGAUUUGUGAUCUGGGGGCUGUGUGGUUUAGUAUGGUGAAGCAUUCCACGUGAUUCGAUUCGCCAAAAUUUUGUGAAUUGAUUCUGAAUCAACGGUUGUCUUUGUUGUGUGUAUUCCAGUAUUCCGGCUCGAUAGAUCUGCUAAGUCUUUCUGUAGUACGUUAGAUACCUAUCAGGAAUUUGAAGGUGCCUGCAUACGUCCCGCCUUUCAUUUGUCAUGACCGAUAUGGACAGAGUUGAUUUCAGAUCGGGGUGUGAUAUGAAGUCAUUGGAAAAUCUUGUGAAUGUAUUUGAUGAAUAUGACCGACAUGAAUUUGAUGAUUGUAUGGCAAUGGAAGUACAUUCAAUGAAAGAACACAUUUUCAAUAUAUUAGGUGAUGUGCAGAAGGCUGAUGGGAAACUUCCAGUGGCAAACGAAUAUCUACUUCUAUCAGGGGGUAGUAGAGAUGGUACAUUAGAUGUCGAAGUAGAUGGUCAGUGUGAAUACACCAGGGGGAAUGACUUUGAUCUUGAUUAUACUUUACUUGUUCCUAUACUUAAACUUCAUGAUAGAAAUCAACCAGUUGUUCUUGAUAUGCGGCAUUCUACACCGUGCCAUUCAUGGCUGAGCUUGCGAUUAUUUGAUGAUGACACAGUAAUGAAAUGGGAAUCAUGUUGCUGCAUUGUAGAACAUCAAAAUGAAAAGAAUCAUUAUCUGUCGCCACCUAAAGUUUGUCAAUGGUUUUCAGAAACAGUUACACAAGUGGUCCAGUCCAUGCAAAAAUCACACAGGCAAGGUGACCCUCUUAUAACAGAGAUUCAUUCAAAUGGAAGCGUAACUACUAUUAUACUUGCGUAUGGGGGAACUCGAAUUAUGUAUGAUCUUGUUCCUGUAAUAUCAUUUCGUGGAUGGCCAGCUGUGGCAAUGGGUUGGUUGACAGAAAAUCAUUAUUGGGAUGGAAUCAUACCAGAAGAAGAAGUGAUAACAGGUUUUCAUCUGGUGCCAGCAUGUAGCACAGUUGGUCGCAAGGAUGUUGAAUGGCGUUUAUCAUUUUCUCGGAGUGAAGUUCAACUGAAAAGAUUCAUACCAGAGGCUUUCAUGAAAACAUUUUAUGCAUUCAAGGCUAUCAUGAACAGAGCACUGGGGAGGCACACAAAGAUUGUCAAACCUUACAUAUUACGAGCUUUAUUAUUAUGGGCAUGCGAUCGAGUCAAACUUCAAUGUCUGGCAUCUGAUGAUAAUGUCCCAGAUACAUUACUUGGAUUGAUAGAUGAUGUACUUCAGUGUUUAUUGAGCAGAUCUUGUCCCAACUACUUCAUACCGCAAUACAAUAUGCUGAGCCAUUUAGACGAUCAAACUGUUUUAAAAUUAUGUCAAGUUGUUUUAAUGGUUCGGAGUGAUCCAGCUGAACAUGUGAGAAACGCAGUUGAUCAAGUGAAAGCUGCUCGGGAAAUGACGAAGGAAUACAGAGACAAUAAUUUAAAAAGAAGAACAUCACUUCAUAAUAAACCUGCGCAAAAUGGUGUGGGUGGUAAAGUUGGUUCAAAUUCUAGACAAGAAAUGGACAUAGCUGAAAGGAUGCGUAAAUUAGUCGAUGAAAAUCCAGGAAAGAGUAUAUCUGUUUUUCUUAAUCCAGAAGACGGCUCAACUCCACAUUUUAGAAUUGAUGGAAAGUUUUAUUGAGUUUCCCAUCAACAUAGUACUUCUGGUGUAUCAUAGAGAAAUAUCUACGCUAAAAAUAGUUACAGCAAGAUCGCUUGGAAAGAAGACAAUCUACGGAAUGUCUCCCAAUGAUGGAAAUUAGGAAUUAUUCCUCAUCCAAAUGUGCUAGCUAGUAUUCUUGAUGACAAUCUGUGUUGGUGAAAUUUUCAAAUCCUGUAUUUUUGUGCCGAUUGGUUGAAGAUGAUUCAAUCCAAACACUUAUCAAACAAUUCGAGAGCAAUCUGAAGGGGCAUGUCUCAAAUAUUUUGCCGUACUCUGCAUUGAACCAGGCUGGGUUCCAUGCUAGAUGGAGUACUGCGAGGUAGCACAUAUUUGAAGCUUUUGUUACAAAAUAUCUUGUUCUAUAGAUUUUAUAUUUAUUGCACUGAUUAUAAGAAGCUCACUCUUUUAUUUGUAAUUUUUUGAAGCAUGACUGUGUUUGUGUUUAACUUUGUACCAUUCCGUUCCUCUAUUACUGAUUAAAUAAAUAAAUAAAUAGCCAUAAUCUG